UGUGAGGUUGUGGACGACGAGACAUGGGCCACUGUCCUGCCGCACAUCCACGUGCUGAGGUCGACGAACCAGAUCAAGGGCAUGUUCACCAUCAUCCGUAACCGAGAGACGGUCCGGUCGGACUUUGUCUUUACCUGCGACCGGCUGACCCGGCUGGUAGUCGAGUUUGCGCUGUCGUUGCUUCCGUAUGAAUCCAAGACAGUGAUCACGCCGACCGGCGACGAGUUUGUCGGCCUCUCGUGGGCGUCGUCGAUCUGCGGCGUGGCGGUCAUCCGGUCCGGCGAGUCGAUGGAAGACGCUCUGCGGUCGGUCUGCGGGCCGGUUCGCAUUGGCAAGAUCCUGAUCCAGAAGAACACCGAGGAGAACUCGCGCGACCUGAUCUACGCGCGGCUCCCGGAGGACGUCUCGUCGCGCAAGGUCCUGCUCAUGGAUCCGGUUGCCUCAUCGGGCCGCACCAUCAUCCGCGCCAUGAAGGUUCUUCUCAAGUCGGGCGUGCCUGAGGAGAACGUCAUCCUGGUUACUCUCGUUGCCUCGCGCCGCGCCGUCUGCUCCAUCCUCGCCGCCUUCCCGGGCCUCACCAUCUGUGUCGGCGAGGUCGAUGAGGCCGUCAAGGGUGACUACGUCGUUCCUGGUCUCGGCACCUUUGGCGACCGCUACUACGGCACGGACAUAUGAAUGAACGCGAUUUACUCCGA
Molecule: messenger RNA, 695 nt
Organism: Thecamonas trahens ATCC 50062
Lineage: Eukaryota; Apusomonadida; Apusomonadidae
Product: uracil phosphoribosyltransferase
Exons: 2
Coding region: 82-675 (197 amino acids)
Source: RefSeq, a predicted model, not a curated record